CACAAGUUCGUCCAACACCAGUUCUACAACAUCAUGCGUUGCGCUCUUUGCGGAGACUUCCUCAAGUAUUCGACAGGCAUGCAGUGCGAGGACUGCAAGUACACUUGCCACACUAAAUGCUACUCUAGCGUUGUCACCAAAUGUAUCAGUAAGAGUAACGCUGAAACUGAUCCGGACGAAGAGAAGAUCAAUCACCGCAUCCCCCACAGAUUCCAGGCCUUCUCAAACAUGACAGCCAACUGGUGUUGCCACUGCGGUUACAUUUUGCCUUUUGGCAAGAAGAACUGCAGGAAAUGUGCGGGUAAGUUUGCGAGAAGUACCAAGCUGGUAAACUAAAGACAAAGCUGACUUUUGAAUAGAAUGUGGCCUCACAGCACACGCAGCAUGCGUACACCUUGUUCCUGACUUCUGUGGAAUGUCAAUGGCCGUGGCGAACCAGAUUUUGGAGGGUAUCAAGUCUACUAGAAUGAUCUCCAAGAACAAGACUUCCACCUCUCUGAGCGAUCGGACACUGCGGCAGAAGCCGACAAGCCCAACAAGCACUAUCGGCUCUCCUCAUAGCGGAGGCCAGCCGUAUGCUGGAGGGUCACCGGAGGCAACUGAGGCUGCCAAGUUGAUGUACCAACAGCAGCAGCAGCAGUCUCCGCCUGGCCAGCGACCAAUGCACCCUGAUCGUACUUCUUCAAGCACGGCAGCGGCGGCGGCAGCGACGGCGGCGAUGAGCGGAUCAAUGGCUUCACAGCAAAAGCCUCAGUCUCAGGACUACUCAAGUUACGGUGGACGCCCUGGUUACCCAGCUCAGGCAGAGCAACCAGACUCGUACAACAGCGGCGGCCCCAAGUACAACCCGGCAGACUACGCGCAAGUCAACCAGCAAGCUGGAUAUGGCCAACAUCCCCCUGCGCAACAGCAGCAACAGCAGCGACCUGUUCAGCAGCAGCCGCCGCAGCAGCAACAGCCUCCCCCUCAACAGUACCCGCAACCUCCCCAACAGCAAAUGUACCAGCAGUCGCCCGUCUCCUCGCCUAAGCUGCAGGAGCCACCUCAAAUCUCACCCAUUGCAUCAACUGGGGGUGUUCCUAGCUCUGGCGCUGGACGUAAGCCGUUGCCUUCCGCCACCGAUCCUGGAACUGGUCAACGUAUCGGCCUCGACCAUUUCAACUUCCUGGCUGUGCUUGGUAAGGGUAACUUCGGAAAGGUCAUGCUUGCGGAAACGAAGCGAUCCAAGAGGCUUUAUGCUAUCAAGGUGUUGAAGAAGGAGUUCAUCAUUGAGAAUGACGAAGUGGAGAGCAUUCGCUCCGAGAAGAGAGUAUUCCUUAUCGCCAACCGGGAGAGGCACCCAUUCUUGACCAACCUUCACGCAUGUUUCCAAACUGAAACCCGUGUGUACUUCGUUAUGGAGUACAUUAGCGGUGGUGAUCUCAUGCUGCACAUUCAGCGAGGCCAGUUUGGCACUAAGCGAGCGCAGUACGUAACCCCUCGUCCAUUUUCACCAAGAUAUUUACUGACCAAAUUCUAGAUUCUACGCCGCCGAGGUUUGCCUGGCGCUCAAGUACUUCCACGAGAACGGUGUCAUCUAUCGUGAUCUGAAGCUUGACAACAUCCUUUUGACCUUGGACGGACACAUCAAGAUUGCCGACUACGGUCUUUGCAAGGAAGACAUGUGGUUCGGCUCGACUACUAGCACCUUCUGCGGUACUCCAGAGUUCAUGGCCCCCGAGGUAUAUUCA
Messenger RNA from Colletotrichum acutatum, 1730 nucleotides. RefSeq lists its product as uncharacterized. Bases 416 to 1519 code for a protein of 367 amino acids. The transcript has a single exon. The record is from RefSeq and is a predicted model, not a curated record. Gene Ontology annotation, molecular function: ATP binding; protein serine/threonine kinase activity. NCBI's taxonomy places the organism in Eukaryota, Fungi, Ascomycota, Sordariomycetes, Glomerellales, Glomerellaceae. Gene Ontology annotation, biological process: intracellular signal transduction; peptidyl-serine phosphorylation.